This is a messenger RNA of Zootermopsis nevadensis, 443 nucleotides long. It is a transcript of the gene UQCR-Q, whose product is annotated as Ubiquinol-cytochrome c reductase ubiquinone-binding protein. Gene Ontology annotation, cellular component: respiratory chain complex III. The record is from RefSeq and is a predicted model, not a curated record. NCBI's taxonomy places the organism in Eukaryota, Metazoa, Arthropoda, Insecta, Blattodea, Termopsidae. Gene Ontology annotation, biological process: mitochondrial electron transport, ubiquinol to cytochrome c.
CGGAAGUGGAAAUAUUCCCCACUCGACACAAAAUUAACUUUCCCUGCUACAGUAAUCAUCGAGAAGGCUACUCUCGUACUCUUGAAGAUACUACUUUAAGAAGGUGUUCAAGGUUAUAGAGCAGAAGAAUCAAACAGGUGUCUUGAUUUUCCACCAUUAGGUACCAGCACAAUGGGAAAGCACUUCGGUGAACUGGCCAAAAUUCGAGGCAUCAUCCAAUACCGACUCUCACCACACGAACAAAGGGCUUUUGCUGGUGCUAUAAGUAAAGGCCUCCCGAACGUUUUCGUCCGCCUUCGUUCUAACAUUUUACGAGUCCUACCACCGUUCGUGAUCGCCUACCUUAUUUAUGACGGUGUCGAGAAGAAGCAUAAACAGCUUAUGCGGAAGAACCCAAAGGAUUUUGAAAAUGAUGAAUAGGACAUCUGAGAGACAAUUUUGUA